UGUACAUCUGAUGAACUAAAGCAAUUUUUUUCUUCGUUUGGUUUUGUCACGGGUUCUAAAAUAAUCAAAGACAACGAGGGGGUGUCAAAAGGGUAUGCAAAAGAACACUGAUUGUUUAUUUCUUCUUUUUGGCGUGGGUGGGCGGACCCAAACGUCUGUACAGUCAGCUUUGUAAUCAACUCUGCGAACUCCUUGACCUUAUAUAUGCAGCUUGUCUAUAUAUGGAGAAGUUUACUGUGCAUGAUUUACAACUGAGUUUCACGAGCUCACAAGACGGCAUGGUUUACAAGUACCUCGAGCUUACCUAUUUUUGUCCAUGGCUUUUAAAGAUUAGGUCUAGUGUGUUAGGAUAAGGUUUUAGGUUUGGUGUUAUUAAUAAACUUUUAUUUUAAAGGUAUGGUUUCAUUUCAUUUGAACGAAAAAGCGAUGCUCAGAAAGUUUUACGAAUGGUAAUUGCCUUUUUGCAGAAUUUAUGUGUUGGACUAGGCCUACAUAGGCUUGGUCGUUUCCUUCGUACUCAGGUUUGGUCGUUUCGUACUCAGGUUUGGUCGUUUCGUACCCAGGUUUGGUCGUUUCGUACUCAGGCUUGGUCGUUUAAUUCAUUCGUACUCAGGUUUGGUCGUUUCGUACUCAGGUUUGGUCGUUUCGUACUCAGGUUUGGUCGUUUCGUACCCAGGUUUGGUCGUUUCGUACUCAGGUUUGGUCGUUUCGUACCCAGGUUUGGUCGUUUCGUACUCAGGUUUGGUCGUUUCGUACUCAGGUUUGGUCGUUUCGUACUCAGGUUUGGUCGUUUCGUACCCAGGUUUGGUCGUUUCGUACUCAGGCUUGGUCGUUUAAUUCAUUCGUACUCAGGUUUGGUCGUUUCGUACUCAGGUUUGGUCGUUUCGUACCCAGGUUUGGUCGUUUCGUACUCAGGCUUGGUCGUUUAAUUCAUUCGUACUCAGGCUUGGUCGUUUCGUACUCAGGCUUGGUCAUUUCGCACUCGGGCGUGGUCGUUCCGUAUUGAGAUUUGGUCGUUGCGUAUCGACCAUAGGUAUCGACAUAUCCAGCGCCAAUUACUAGUGCGACAUUUUCUGUAAAAUAGUUUUGACUUGCACGUUACCACGUAUUUAUUCGUUUGAAUUUAUCGUAAGUAAAACAAUAGAAAAAAAACCUUCACCCACAGUUGAGGCGUUAGUACAAUUAGUCAACCAGAGUUGAGUAACAAACGACCAGAGUUAGGGUACGAAACGACCAGGCAGUCGAGUACGAAAUGACGAAAGCCUGAUACUAUAGGCUGCCUCAUGUGAGCAAAUUCUGCAAAAAUAACGCUAAAUUUUGACUAGUAAUCUGUUUAGGGAACGGUGUUCUUUAGAGAAAAGAGAUUGAGAAUCGGACCUGCAAUUCGCAGAUCGGUAAGUUCUCGUUAGCAUUCUUGUUACCAGGGCAUCACGACUGACUUCAGGAAGCCGUGAAGCCCUGGGAACGAAGUGGUAGUAGCAUGGUAGUAAAAGGUAGUAAUUAAUAAAUUACCUUCAACGGACAGUACACUUAUUUAUUAUUUGUAAAUAUUUGAAUAACUUGAAUGGCAUGAAACUUAGCCUGUUUUCCAGUCCACUACAUGCAACUGCUCAAAAUGAUAUCCUUUUUUCCUUAACUUCAGAAUGAAUUAGGAAGACAUAUGAAAAAAGAAAGUCCGGAAGACAGUAAGUCGGUUUGGAACAAAGACAAUUCAGCGUCUCUUUCAAUUUAUUAUUCUCAAUGAACUAAAAUCCAUGCGACCACUUGCAAGACUGAAUACUGCCCGUUGCCGUUUAGAUUUCUUGACCCCUAUCCACCAUUUCCUAUCGGGCCAACACAAAAUAAUAGGCAUUCAUGGACGAACUGUGAUGCCAAUUAAACUGCAAUGUAGUCAGUUUUGUUACAAGGCUUUAUACAAGUUCUUAAUCCCGGACUGAUUGACAGACCAAAUGACCAACCGAUUGAUAGCCUGAGUCGUAACCAUUUGUUCGAGGGAGGCAGGCUAACCGAUUGACUUUCAAAUUCACCUUUUCAACUUUCAUGAUGUUAAUGUUUCAACUCGCUUGUUAAUCAGUAGCGUUAUUUAUUCACGAUUCUUCACUUUUCUUCAGCUUACUUGGCGAGAAAUGGGGUAUCUCUGUCUUUGAAUAAUGCAAUAUUUUCAAGUGCGGAAUAUCCAGCAAUGACGUUUGACGCCAACAGCAUGCCGUCACCAUACCCUAUGACAUCAACUCUUAACAUUGGAUCACCUUACUGUCCUAAGGUACAGUACAUACAAUCUUGCCAGUCGAUUGAGAUCAUCACGAAAUAUUGUGGGCAUUGUAAGAAACUUUGGUCACUGAUGAUCAUGAAUUUUUUUACGUCUAGUGGUGACUACGAAUUUCGCAGUUGGCAACUUCGUUGUUUAAGCCAAUUCACAUUUAUAAUGAUUUUUUUUAUAAACGGGUUUGAAAAUGCCAUGGCGAACUUGACAAUAUGUCAACUUUACAGCGAAAACAAAUUCGAAAUACCAAACAGACUUCCGCAGAAAAUUUGUGGCCAAACUGUUUCGUAUACUGAUGAUCCUGAUCUACGGAAUCUUCCCUAGUUCAUUGCCAAUCUAUUAUGUCAAGGAUAAAGGACGGCUUUUAUAUUUUUAUAUUGUUUUAUAUUGGAUUUUAUAAUAGUCUGAGAUGACGGGGCCGGAAACUAAUUUACAUUAGAUGCGUCGAUAGCCAUUUUGUUUCUAAUUGUUCGGUUAGUCCCAGCUCAAUGGUUGACCCCCACCUGGGCAAAAUUAUGCUAAAACAUCACGUGAUUGAAACCCGAGAAUUCCAGUGGAAAAGUCGGCUGCUUCACGGCACUUGGACCGAAACCUUUAAUUAAAAUCUAUUUUGGUAAUUUCUCUUUUCUAGAUGUUCAACUACCCAAGCAGCUGCGCUGUCAGUGGAUGUACGAUAUCACAAAAUGCAAAGGAAUGUUGUGCAAUGGAAAACCAGGGAUGUGCGUUCAUCGCAUGCUCAACACCUUAUAUCCAAAUGUAG
Paramuricea clavata is the source of this 3023-nucleotide messenger RNA. The record is from the annotation of a GenBank genome assembly. Lineage: Eukaryota; Metazoa; Cnidaria; Anthozoa; Malacalcyonacea; Plexauridae.